UCUCGUCCUGUCCUGUCUUUCGUUCCUUUCUCUCCCUCGGCGGCCCAGUAUCUCUCCCGAUGCGCGCACUGUUUACUCCGAAAUACAACGCCGCGCAUAGCACGCAGCCGACGAUGACUCGUCGUGGAUACGCUUGAUCGGGUGAUUCCUCAUCGAGGAUGAUAUUCGAGAGAGAAGCCGCGAUCGAUCUCCUCGCGUCUCGCCUUACGCGAUCGUUUUUAUUCACGUUGUUUUUUUCUCUUUCCUUUAUUCGAAAAACAAAAAAAAAUAUGCUCGGGGCAUCGCGAAAUUAUUACGAGUCUUGUGUCUUAUAAUCCAAGAAACUGCUUAGAGGAAUAUAAUAAUAACUGUAAAUUGUAUAUUAAGAAACUGCAUAAUGACGGAAUACAAACUUGUGGUAGUUGGAGCUGGAGGUGUUGGAAAAUCAGCACUUACCAUUCAAUUGAUACAGAAUCACUUUGUUGAUGAAUAUGAUCCUACCAUAGAAGAUUCAUAUAGAAAACAAGUAGUGAUCGAUGGUGAAACGUGCCUUCUAGAUAUAUUAGACACUGCUGGACAAGAGGAAUAUAGUGCAAUGAGAGAUCAAUAUAUGAGAACAGGAGAAGGAUUCUUGUUAGUCUUUGCUGUAAAUUCUGCUAAAAGUUUUGAGGACAUUGGAACAUAUAGGGAACAAAUAAAACGAGUAAAAGAUGCAGAGGAAGUGCCAAUGGUAUUAGUUGGAAAUAAAUGCGAUCUUCAGCAAUCUUGGGCAGUAAACAUGACUCAAGCGAGAGAAGUUGCGCGACAAUAUGGUGUGCCAUUUGUAGAAACUUCGGCGAAAACAAGAAUGGGUGUAGAUGAUGCAUUUUAUACUUUGGUUAGAGAAAUACGAAAAGAUAAAGAACGUACAGGAAAACCACCUCGUAGUAGUGGACACAGAAGACAUCGAUGCUGUAUUUUAUAAAUCCUUGGAUAACACCAAUAUAUUUUCACUCAAAACUCUAUUACAACGCAGAAAUAGAAUAUGAGAAAAGCCUUAUAUUAUGUUCACAGUGCACAAAUAUUUGCAGCUUACACUAUAGAAUAAAUUACAAUAAAUUAUAAUAAA
This is a messenger RNA of Nylanderia fulva, 1087 nucleotides long. It is a transcript of the gene Ras85D, whose product is annotated as ras-like protein 1. NCBI's taxonomy places the organism in Eukaryota, Metazoa, Arthropoda, Insecta, Hymenoptera, Formicidae. Gene Ontology annotation, molecular function: GTP binding; GTPase activity. The record is from RefSeq and is a predicted model, not a curated record. Gene Ontology annotation, cellular component: membrane. Gene Ontology annotation, biological process: signal transduction.